Molecule: messenger RNA, 1575 nt
Organism: Aegilops tauschii subsp. strangulata
Lineage: Eukaryota; Viridiplantae; Streptophyta; Magnoliopsida; Poales; Poaceae
Product: transcription factor bHLH57
Biological process (GO): regulation of transcription by RNA polymerase II
Molecular function (GO): DNA-binding transcription factor activity, RNA polymerase II-specific; RNA polymerase II cis-regulatory region sequence-specific DNA binding; protein dimerization activity
Source: RefSeq, a predicted model, not a curated record
CAAGUAGCACCAGCUGUAGAGUGGAGAGGGAGGGAGGGAGGGGAGCCCAUAUUUAUUGCAACAGUAGAGCUGCUCCACUUACACUGGAGAAGAAGGAAGAGAAGAGGAGCAGCAAGAGAGGAGAAGGAGCUGUUGCUUGCUCGCUCGCUCGCUGCCCCAGGGGCUCAUUACUCAUUAGCGCAGUUAUUGCCACCCCUGUUCGGUGUGGAGACACGCUCCAUCUAACAGUAAUGGAGAGGAUGCAGCUGCAAGGCCCCAUCAUCACCUCCCUGUGCUGGGCGGACCAGGCGGCGGCGAGCGCCAGCGCCGCGCAGGUGCCUUUCUUGGCGCUGCUCCAGGGCGCCGCCAUGGGGGACGGCGGACCAGGGGUGAAGCGGGAGUCCUACGGAGCCGCCGCUGGCUUCGCGUGCCGGCCGGCUGCGUCCGACGUCGACCUGCUCGAGAGCUGCGUCACGCAGCUGCCGGCGCCCCCGGUGGUCGAGGCGCUGGCCGCGAAGCGGAGGAAGCGGCCGCGGACGCGCCCGCGCGCGCCCCCGCCGGAGAAGCGCAAGAAGCCGGAGGAGGCCGAGUGCCAGCGGAUGACGCACAUCGCCGUCGAGCGCAACCGCCGCCGCCUCAUGAACGACCACCUCGCCUCCCUCCGCACCCUCAUCCCCUCCGAUUACAUCCCACGGGGUGACCAAGCGACGGUGGUGGGGGGAGCCAUCGACUACGUGAAGCAGCUGGAGCAGCAGCUGGUGGCGCUGCAGGCGUUGGCGGCGGCGCAUCGCGGCGAGGGGCCCGUGGGGACGGCGGCCACGGCGGCGUCGGACGGCGUGUUCGUGUCGCCGCAGUACACGAGCUUCUCCCAGGCCGGCGGCGUCGGCGGAGGCGUGGACGUGGAGGCGAUGGCCGCGGUGGGGGGCCACGUGCGGGUGCGCGUCGCGGGGAGGCGGUGGCCGGGGCGGUUCGUGCGCGCCGUGGCCGCCAUGGAGAACCUCCGCAUGGCCGUGCUGCACCUCGCCGUCACCUCCGUGGGCCACGACGCCGUGGUCUACUGCUUCAACCUUAAGAUGGAGGACGGGUGCGAGGUGUCGACGGCGGACGAGGUGGCCACGGUGGUGCACCAGAUCUUCGCCUACGCCGCUGGCUCAUGCUGCUAGCCGAGGCGCGCACCGGCCGGACGGCGAGUGGGCGACGACGACGUCGACGCCGAAGCUAACGUACUACCCCGUAGUUCAAGGAGCCUGAGCGAGCAGAUGGGCACGCAACACGUAGUAGGCGACGAUAAGUCAAAGUGGCAGAGCAGAUGAGCACGGAGACGGAGGAGGCCGCGACGGCCAUGGCGUCAGAGCACGGCGGGCCCGCGGCCACGGCUGCAUGCUAGCUCUACUGCCGCUAGCUAGCCUGUAGUAACAUGCACGGCCGCUGCUCACCCGGCCGGCCGCGGCAGGGGAGAAGAGCAAGCAACAGUGCGUCUUUUUUCCUUUUUUCCUCUUCUUCUUCCUCGGCCCUCGAGCCUCGCUUUGCGCUCCGGUCGCCGUGUGGUUACAUCCAUCCAUUCUCUAUCGUACGUGGUACGUACUACGAUUCUGA